CUCGCUAAAAAGUUUAUGGAUGUCUUGGUUUUGAUUAAUUAUAAUAUUAUAAUCUGAGAUAUAUGAAACAGAUGUUAGUUAAAGUUAAUCUGCCUUAAAAGUAAUAUUGAAGAGAAUAUUGUAUUGGUAGUUAGUUAUUUGCAGCUCUGAAAUUCUGGAAUAAUUAAAGAAAAGAAAAUUUAGACCUCUUAGAUUUCUGAGAAGAAUAUUAAAAAAAAAAAAGUUGACUAGCUAGCAUUGAAAGUAAAAAUGGCGGAAGAACAAAUCAUAAUCGAAACGAACGAAGAAGCGAUUCCAGAAGAAUAUAGUGAAGCAGAAGAAGCAUCCAGAACCAAAAUAGAGAAGGAUGCAGAGGCUGCGAAUCAACCGGAGGAAAUGAAGCCACAGAAAUUCAUGGCGGUAGAUUUGCCUUUCAAGGACGACCAAGGAAAUGAAAAGAUGCGAAGGAUUACUGUUCCAAUUAUACGAGAACUAAAAGAAAGAAAGUACAAAAUUAUAAAAAGGAAAAGAACCGUGCCUCGAAAAAAGAAGAACGAAAGAGACGAGGAAGAAGACACAGAAGAAGAAUACGACGCCUGUAUGUUGGUAGAAACGGUCACCAAGACUGUCUUGAUCAGGGACGUCCUAGAAAGUGGUGAUGUAGAAGAAAGAGAAGAAGACUUCAAAGAAGAAUACUUGAUAGGGAAAGAAAGGAAGUUCAAGUACGUAACUGUGGAGAAAGAAGACGAAAAUGGCGCGACGCACGAAGUUGAAGAGUUAGAGGUGGAAAGUGAAAUAGAAGAUGAAAAAGCGCAUAGGAGGCGGAGAAGAAUACGAAAGAGGAUUGUCAAAAACCGUUAUAAUUCGGAACAUGAAUUAAUAGGAGAAGAGUUCAAAAGCGAGUGGAUUGACGAGGAGGAAGGAAUGGUGAGGGAAGAGUUCAGCCACAUAGAAGAAGAGCAACCCAAAGAGCCGAAAGUGGAAGAAGAAGAAAAAGAACAUGUCAUCAUGUUGGAGGACGAGGAAUGGAAGGCCAUCGAUGAACUGAUGAUGGAAGGAGAAGAAGAAUCAAUUGAAGAAGAAUCUGAAAAGGAAAAAAUCCCAAGAGAGACCUCAAGGGACAGAGAACGGAAGAAACAAAAAGUCAGUUUUUACAAGUUGAUGAAGUUGUUUCUUAACGAGAUCGAAAGGCGAAAGGUAUUAAUGAGGGACAUCAAGCUGUUUUGCCAUCUCACUCAAGCCCAAGUUAAAUCACCUGGAAAAGAAUUCGAAGAAAAUCCCCAAAAGUUCAUCGAUCAAGAGACUGCCGAGGUGGAAGCUCUGACGAAACAUCUAAUCGAAGUCUACGAGCAGUACAAAGAGGAAGAGUCGAGGUACCAAAAAGAGAUCGACGAGGUCAGCCAGAGUGAGAAGAAACACCUCCAAGACUACAAGCGCCUGCUGCUCGAUCUCAUCCACGACAGCGACAAAAACGUCAUGAAGCGCCUAUCGAAAGGACAGGACCUGACCAAAGUAGUGGAGGACACGUUCAAGUACGAAGAGCUGCUGAGUAAGGAAUACGUGAAGAAGGCUAUAUGCACAAUGAACAUCGAGCAGAUCAAGUACCUGCUCUUCACGGAGGUCGACCAGAGCGAUGUCCCUGAUGAGCAGAAGCAGGUCGACCCCUUCGAGCUGGAUAAGAUGAUGAAGGGGUUGAGGAACUUUGAAAACGAAGCUCUAGAGGAUCGUACAAAAUUGGAAGUAGAAAAGAAGAAAUUUAAUAAGAUAUUGGAAAACAUCAUAUGCAAAAGAAGAGAAGCUGAUUACAUGGUGAGGAAGGAAGAAGAGUUCUUGAAGAAGAAACCGAAGAUUGAGAAACGCCUAGACGAAAAAGAGAAACUCUAUUGGAAACUGAAAAAGUAUUGGAAAGAUUGGGAGGAAGCGUUUCAGAGAUCACUAAAAGAUGAUUACAAGGAACGGUUCCCAGCUGUUUAUCACAAUCAGAAGAAACUGGAUGCAAAGGGAUUGUCUUUGGGGGAAAUGUUGAACACUUUAAAACAACACUGUCCCACGAUAAUAAAAAAGAAGAAAGUUCCAGAGAAUGUUUCUGUAACCCCCGAUGAUGAAGAAUUUUAACCAAUAUAGAAAUUGUAAAAAUAA
Molecule: messenger RNA, 2118 nt
Organism: Nezara viridula (southern green stink bug)
Lineage: Eukaryota; Metazoa; Arthropoda; Insecta; Hemiptera; Pentatomidae
Source: the annotation of a GenBank genome assembly